AUGGCGUCAAGCGCUUCAAGGUUCAUCAAGUGUGUGACGGUGGGAGAUGGAGCUGUGGGGAAGACCUGUAUGCUUAUUUGCUACACCAGCAACAAAUUUCCCACUGAUUAUAUACCCACUGUGUUUGAUAACUUCAGCGCUAAUGUGGUGGUUGAAGGCACCACAGUGAACUUAGGCCUCUGGGACACCGCUGGGCAAGAGGAUUACAAUCGAUUAAGGCCGUUGAGCUACAGAGGGGCAGAUGUCUUUGUCUUAGCUUUCUCAUUAGUUAGUCGUGCAAGCUAUGAGAACGUGCUGAAAAAGUGGAUCCCUGAACUCCAGCAUUAUGCUCCCGGAGUCCCAGUUGUGCUUGCUGGCACCAAAUUAGAUCUUCGAGAGGAUAAGCGCUAUUUGGCUGAUCACCCAGGAUUGAUACCUGUGACCACUGCACAGGGCGAGGAGCUGCGCAAGCAGAUUGGUGCUUCAUUUUAUAUAGAAUGCAGCUCAAAAACUCAGCAGAAUGUGAAAGCAGUUUUUGAUGCUGCGAUCAGGGUGGUUAUCAAGCCACCACAGAAGCAGAAGGAGAAGAAGCAAAAGGCACGUCAAGGAUGCCUAGUGUGA
This is a messenger RNA of Prunus armeniaca (apricot), 600 nucleotides long. Lineage: Eukaryota; Viridiplantae; Streptophyta; Magnoliopsida; Rosales; Rosaceae. The record is from the annotation of a GenBank genome assembly.